ACUUGAACAAGGCACCCAAAGCCCUACCAGCUUCCUCUCAAGGAUCACUCUUCAACAGAAAAAAGACAAGCCCACCAGCAAAAGACCAUGAAAGACUGGCGCUGGAUCCCACUACAGAGGGCCAUCUAUCCUUCAUCAGAGACCCCUGCUGUGAAGAUGUCUGAGUCUUCCCCAGCAGACGAAGGCACCACAUUCGAGCACCUUUGGAGCACCCUGGAACCUGACAGCACUUAUUUUGACCUUCCCCAGUCGGGGCAUGCAGGGAGCAGUGAAGCUUCUAACCGCACAGAGGUCACCAUGGAUGUCUUUCAGAUGAGAAGCAUGAAUGACUCCGUAAUGUCUCAGUUUAAUUUGCUAAACAACAGCAUGGAUCAGAGCACUGACAGCAGGGCCGCCUCCUCUAGCCCUUAUAGCUCCGAGCACGCCUCCAAUGUCCCGACGCUCUCGCCUUACUCGCAGCCCAGCUCCACCUUCGACACCAUGUCCCCAGCGCCUGUCAUCCCGUCCAACACUGACUACCCGGGGCCGCAUCACUUCGAGGUCACCUUCCAGCAAUCCAGCACGGCUAAAUCUGCGACCUGGACAUAUUCCCCGUUGCUCAAGAAGCUCUACUGUCAGAUUGCGAAGACGUGCCCCAUCCAGAUCAAAGUGUCAACGCCGCCUCCUCCGGGGACUGUCAUCCGAGCCAUGCCAGUCUACAAGAAGGCAGAGCAUGUGACGGAAGUGGUGAAGCGGUGUCCAAACCAUGAGCUCGGGCGCGACUUCAAUGACGGUCUCUCGGCUCCCGCAAGCCACUUAAUCCGCGUGGAAGGCAACAACCUAUCUCAAUACGUGGAUGACCCUGUAACUGGGAGGCAGAGUGUGAUGGUUCCCUAUGAACCUCCCCAGGUGGGUACCGAAUUCACCACCAUCCUCUACAACUUCAUGUGCAACAGCAGCUGUGUGGGUGGAAUGAACAGGAGACCCAUCCUCAUCAUCAUCACCUUGGAGACCAGAGAUGGACAGGUCUUGGGGAGGAGGUCAUUCGAAGGCCGAAUCUGCGCUUGUCCCGGCAGAGACCGGAAAGCGGAUGAGGACCAUUAUCGAGAGCAGCAGGCCCUGAAUGAAAGCGUGGCGAAAAACGGCAACCCAAAUAAGCGGACUUUCAAGCAAAGUCCUCAAGGUAUUCCAGCACUGGGAGCUGGAGUGAAGAAAAGGAGGCAUGGGGAAGAAGAGACAUAUUACGUACCUGUACGCGGCAGAGAGAACUUUGAGAUCCUGAUGAAGAUCAAGGAAAGCCUGGAGCUGGUGGAGCUGGUUCCCCAACAGCUGGUCGACUCCUAUCGCCAGCAACAGCAGCAGCUCUUGCAACGCCAGACUCACCUUCAGCCUCCUUCUUCCUAUGGCCCAGUUCUCUCGCCAAUCAACAAGCAUCACACGGGAGGGAUCAAUAAGCUGCCGUCCGUCAACCAGCUCGUGGGGCAGCCCCCGCAGCACAGCUCCAGCGCUGGGACCACCCUUGGGCCGAUGGGGCCGGGAAUGCUGAACAGCCACACCAUGCAGUCCAAUGGAGAAAUGAACGGCGGGCACCCCUCGCAGUCCAUGGUCUCAGGGUCGCAUUGCACGCCCCCUCCGCCCUACAACCCAGACCCAAACCUUGUCAGUUUUUUAACAGGUUUGGGGUGCUCAAACUGCAUUGACUAUUUCACUUCACAAGGGUUACAGACUCUUUACCACCUGCAGAACUUAACUCUAGAGGAUCUUGGAGCACUGAAGAUCCCGGAGCAGUACCGGAUGAUUAUCUGGAGGGGCCUCCAGGAACUGAAGCAGGGCCACGACUACGGAGCCCAGCAGCUCAUCCGCUCCAGCAGCAAUGCCUCCACCAUCUCCAUCGGCACGUCUGGCGAGCUGCAGAGGCAACGUGUCAUGGAAGCCGUUCACUUCCGCGUCCGCCACACCAUCACCAUCCCGAACCGCAGUGGGGCCGAUGAGUGGGCGGACUUCGGCUUUGACCUCCCGGACUGCAAGUCCCGCAAACAGUCCAUCAAAGAGGAAUUCACAGAGGGAGAAAUCAACUGAGUGUUUCUAGAGAGGCGCAUGGAAGCCGGUGGAUUAAGGGCAAGGAACUGAACAGUUGGACCUGAAAGGUAUUUGGCACAACAGCCAGGCAGAACGAGCCUUUCGGGUAGCCACCGAAAAGUAUUUUUUUCAGAGCUUGGGGCAGGACAUGGCAGUUGUGCUCUGGAGCUUAAAUGCAGUCCUUUGCGACGUACCUUUUCAAGAAGGGUAGCUAAUUUGGCGGUUGCAUUUAGCAGCAGGACAUGCACUGGGUUAAAAAACCACAACCUGUGUUGUGUUGCACUUGGUUGUGUAGCAAACCUGGGUUAAUUUUGUAUCACAGCAUCAAGGACCUUAAGGAUAACACGUGUCUCAUCUUAUCUAUUCUCUUCCACCUCAUCAGAAAAGUCUCCAAGCCCCUAACUUCUUUAAGUGAGAACAGGGCUGACCUGUCACACAUCGUGGGAGGUCUCCACGGCCAACUGGAACCAAACCACUUAGGGACUUCUUUUCUUUAACAGACUGCCAAAAAAA
This is a messenger RNA of Lacerta agilis (Sand lizard), 2571 nucleotides long. RefSeq names its product tumor protein p73 (gene TP73). Gene Ontology annotation, molecular function: protein binding; DNA-binding transcription factor activity, RNA polymerase II-specific; RNA polymerase II cis-regulatory region sequence-specific DNA binding. The coding region runs from base 88 to 2058 and encodes 656 amino acids. Lineage: Eukaryota; Metazoa; Chordata; Lepidosauria; Squamata; Lacertidae. Gene Ontology annotation, biological process: regulation of transcription by RNA polymerase II; apoptotic process; protein tetramerization. Gene Ontology annotation, cellular component: nucleus. The transcript has 14 exons. The record is from RefSeq and is a predicted model, not a curated record.